AUGCCGCCCUCAUCGGGAUCCGCUGAUGCCUUCUCUGGAUCAAGGAAAAGAGCAGCCGCGGCUUGCCAUGCUUGUCACGCACGCAAAGUUCGCUGCAGCAUCUCACAAACUGGAAGCCCCUCCUCAAAGGUGAGUCCCGGGCUCGUUCAAUUAACAACUGAUAGGUCACUAACUGACGUUCUCUACCGACCUCGGAAUGGUGCUCGAACACGAAGAGGUCAGAAUUUGGCGAGGGCGCCGAGUGAUGCCGAGUCCAUUCCCCUGGACCGGGCAAGCCACAAUGAGCCAGUCUACCGUCCAUUCACUGAUCACUUCGGUCACCACUCACAAGCCCGAGAACCUGACACGGCAACCCCACAAGCCCAAACAGGGCUGUCACCGGUGUAUGGUGACACUCAAGGCGUUGGGCUUGUUGCCGAUCUCUGCGAGCCCGAACGUCCUGACAAAAGUGGUCAUUUCGUCGCCGCAGCCCUAAGCUCAACGAAUGUCGAUUCCGAUACGCACGAGUACUUGGAAAAAAGAGGGUGCUUUGCUUUGCCGGCUUUCGAUAUCCAGCAAUCGCUCGUGCAGGCGUACUUCCACUACGUCCACCCCUUCUUGCCUGUCAUACAUGUUUCUUCAUUCCUCAAGGCCUUUGAAAGCCCAGGGCAGAAUGGGGUGUCACUCCAUCUUCUCUGGAGCGUGUUUCUGGCAGCUGCAAAUUUUGCCGACGCGACGACUGUGCAAUCAUCUGGUUAUGAAUCGCGAAAGGAUAUGAAACGGGCAAUGUUCUUACGCGCAAAGGCAUUAUACGAUGCGAACUACGAACGGUCCAAGAUUGUCCUGAUCCAAGCGGUGCUACUGAUGGGUUUCUGGUAUUCAGAUACAGAAGACAGGCUUGGGCCAUGGCACUGGAAUGGCAUAGCCAUCAGCCUCUGCCAGACUUGCUGUUUCUUCCGAGAAACGUGGUUGUCCGUUGGCAUGGGACGGCCCAUGCGUAUUAACCCAGUCCACGCCGAUACACCCAAACCAGAUGCAAAAGCCUCCGAGAGCUUGUAUUCUGAGCUAACAGAUUCUCAGCGUCGGCGGUAUAUCCCAGAGGAUCCUCAGAGUUUGUUUCUGUUGUGGGAUGACUUACUCUCCGUCACCAGCAUUUUAUCUAGGAUUCUUUCUGUUCAACACCUCGCCAAGCGGACGCUUUCGACCCACUCGGAGGUGAAUGACCUGGAACGCGAGCUAAGAAAUCAUCACAAGCACCUGGAUUGCCUUAGAGCUAGAGCGACCGAUCCAGUUCUCACUCUCCACAUGUAUCAUUUCGAACUAUUCUUUGAGUCUACACUUCUAACUCUAUUUCGCCCAUUUGUAUUCCAGAGCCUUGGAAAUCAGCGCGCCGUCGCCCAUGACAAAGAAUCACAAGAUUGGUUGUUAAGCAUAGAGAGGAAAGCAACCGCCGCUGCCAUGAAUUCGACCAACACGCUCGGUGACAUGAUCAUGGCAGAUAUGGUCUGUCUCUCUCAAUCAUUAAUCUGCAUCGCUCUCGUACCAACGCUGCAAAUGCAUCUCCUGCAUUCUGUGUCACCGCGAAAGCUGGUCCAUCGCCUAGGCUGCCAUCGGCUGGACAUGUGUAUGAUGGUAAUACAGGAAAUAAAGGUCACAUACUUUGGCGCCGAGAUCUUGUAUCGGUUAUUUACAAGAGCUCGAGAGGUCAUAAGUGUUAGGCGUCGUAUUCAGGAAACUCCCCCGCCUGCCGGUACAGAUGAAAGUGGUGCGGUUAUGCCAGAAAGCCAAGGGAUUCAUGAUACGGAAACUGUCCGGUCAGCAUCGCCGAUGAUCUGGGCCUUCAAUGCUGCCAGUAACUAUGGGCAUGGGACAGGGACAAGCGAUGAAUAUGAAGAUUCAGAUGUCAACGCUAUCCUAAGCCAGUGCAUAUUUCCGGAUUUCGGGACGUUUCAGACGAUAGGUCUAACAGAUAUUACACAACCAUGGAAUUAG
Molecule: messenger RNA, 1971 nt
Organism: Fusarium fujikuroi IMI 58289
Lineage: Eukaryota; Fungi; Ascomycota; Sordariomycetes; Hypocreales; Nectriaceae
Product: probable cutinase transcription factor 1 beta
Exons: 9
Coding region: 1-1971 (656 amino acids)
Biological process (GO): DNA-templated transcription
Molecular function (GO): zinc ion binding; DNA binding
Source: RefSeq, a predicted model, not a curated record